AUGUCGCCUUUAUACGAAGAAUUAUUUAAAGAUGGUAUCAUGUCAAGAUAUUUUUAUGAACCAAGGAACUUUACUACGCAGUGUAACGACCCCAUGCAGUCAGCAAAUAUUGGACUCGUACCAUGCAAAUCAAUUUGUCUUACGCUUACUCAGGAUUUUAUUGUGAUGGGACGUAAUACAGGCAAAAAAUUAACAAUACGCGGCUGCGCCGUUUCUAUUAGCCGACAUGGUUUUUUUAACAGGACAAUGAUAUUAUUUGAUCGAUAUGACAUGUGCCGUGACGUAAAAGCAUCCGAUUUGUUCAGAUACGAAUCUGACUCGCAAACAGUGCGGGUAUGUUCAUGUCUCGGUGAUCGCUGUAACGCUGGUGCUAGUUCUUCUGGAGUAGUGAAGCAAUUUGUUGCCACGAUCAUUCCCAUUGUCCUUCUCAUCAUUUGUCAUUUGCAAAUUUUUUGA
Messenger RNA from Thelazia callipaeda (thelaziosis nematode), 456 nucleotides. The record is from the annotation of a GenBank genome assembly. NCBI's taxonomy places the organism in Eukaryota, Metazoa, Nematoda, Chromadorea, Rhabditida, Thelaziidae.